This is a messenger RNA of Bursaphelenchus xylophilus (pine wood nematode), 357 nucleotides long. The record is from the annotation of a GenBank genome assembly. Lineage: Eukaryota; Metazoa; Nematoda; Chromadorea; Rhabditida; Aphelenchoididae.
AUGCAUUCUAGGCCGGCAUCUCUGCGUGGCCGCGAAGAGAGCGAGGGAAAAGAGGACGGGGUUGUUGUGAGUGAGGUUGGAUGGGUCGCCUUUGCCCGUCGAAACCGAGAGCGUUCCAAUCUGCUGUGGCAAACCCGAGAGGGAAAGCGGCGAGAGUGGCGGGCUAAACAAGAGAGCCAGGCUUUGGUCGAUAUCGAAGACGACCAGCAGCAGAACGAGAAUGCGCGCGUUUCGGUUUCUACGGAACAACAGGCAAUCCACUGGAUGACUGGACUGGCUGAACGACAGCAGCGAGGGCGAAGGAAGCGAGGCAAGGGGAAGAGCAACUGCUUUUUGCCCGCGGUGCGGUCGAGAUGA